GGUGUGCGCUUGCAUGAGGAGUUGACACAACUGGUGUCCUCUCAUAUUCACAGCAGCAGCCAGUAGGGUUUGGGCAUCAGGUGAGCGUUUCAAACACUCUCCCCACUUCUCAAUUUUUUUUUCUUUAGGACUGUACACUAUACUUUUACAUCAGUGGCAGAGGGAGAGAGGACGCACCAGAACAACUAUGACCAGAAGAUCCGCGCCCUGACGCGCACUGGUGUGUGCAUGUUGGACCGGGGAGUGUGUGGACUAGUAUGAAGCGCCAUGGCUUGGUGUGACCGCGGGGUUCAAACACUUCUGGCCACAGUAGGGGCUUUUGCUGCUUUCAGCCUGAUGACCAUCGCCAUCGGCACGGACUACUGGCUCUAUUCGCGGGCGUACAUCUGUAAUGCCACUAAUGCCACCACAGACGAGACUCAGACUCCGAUUAAAACUAAGAAGGGCGAUCUCACCCACUCCGGUCUGUGGAGGAUCUGCUGUAUUGAAGGCAUCAAUCAAGGCAGCUGCUACAGGAUCAACCAUUUCCCUGAUGACAACGACUACGACACAGACAGCUCUGAAUAUCUGCUGCGUAUAGUUCGUGCUUCGAGUAUGUUUCCCAUCCUCAGCACUGUCCUGUUGAUGCUCGGUGGGUUAUGUGUCGGUGUGGGCCGAGUAUACAACAAGACAAACAACGUCCUCCUCAGUGCAGGCAUUCUCUUUGUAGCUGCAGGUCUGAGCAACAUUAUCGGUAUCAUUGUCUACAUCUCCAGCAAUGCAGGAGAUCCCAGUGACAAGCGUGACGAUGACAAGAAGUACACUUACUCCUAUGGUUGGUCCUUCUACUUUGGUGCCCUCUCCUUCAUUGUAGCCGAAACUGUGGCUGUACUCGCCAUCAAUAUCUACAUUGAGAAGAACAAGGAAGUGCGCUGGAGAGCACGGCGCGAGUUUAUCCGUUCACUCUCGUCUUCAUCCCCUUACUCGAGGAUACCAAGCUUUCGCUACCGUCGGCGGACGUCGCACGCCAGCUCUCACUCCACAGAGGCCUCCAGGGAGAACUCGCCUGUGGCCGGUUUGAAAGGAGCACCAUCUUCCAGUGGGCCCCUGGAUGAGCUUUCCAUGUACGCCCUGGCAAGGGACAGCGUGGCGGAGAACACAUACAGCCCCGAGCAUGAGGCAGCUGCUGAGUUCCUGCAGGUCCAUAACUGUUUCCCAAAUGACUUAAAGGAUGGGGUGAACCGCAGGACCACACCUGUGUGAAUGGUGUGUGAGUAGUAUGAGCAUGGGGUUCACACGAAGGAGAGUAAGCAAGAAAUUAUGUAAAACUUGUGCUAGAAAACUUGUGUCAGCCUCCCACUGUUAGAGUGAGCCUGUCUGUUUUGAAAGGACAAAAACUGACAAGAGGAUAGUCUUCUGGACAGAGGAUAAGCCAGUUAACACAAUUUGCAUAAUUUACCUGCUUUUAGAUGCCAUUCAGCCAGAGUAAACUGACCUUUUUCUGUGCUGUAGCCUUCCAAAACUAGUGUAUUCUCUUAUCUUUCAGCUGGGCAGAAAUGAACAGUCUGUUGUUCACAAUCCUCAUCUGUGUAAUGAUUCCUGCUCCUUGUGGGUAAACUGGAGAUUGAUACAGUGAGACGUGCCAAUCAGAAGUAUUCUACCUGUAAGUCAAACAAGGUGCUAAAUGAAAUGUACUCUUCAACUUGAAUGUGUUUUACUUGUGUGUAAAGUUAAAGCUUGUAUUCUGUCUUCAUAUUUGGCUUCAUCCUGUAUCUUAUCAUAGGUUCACAAGAGUGCUAUUAGUCAGUAACUUAAAAAGUGAUAUGCUUGCUGAGCUGUAAUGUGUUGAAUGUUUAAUAUUGAAUUAGAUUGUACAAGUUUAUCAUCAGUUUGUUCCAACAACAUGAAGGGUUUUGUCUCCUUGUGGUUGCUUCCUUAAUCCUAAUCCUCCAUGACAUUUGCCAGAAUGGAACAAAAUGUCCCUUUUUGUCAGUGAAAAAUCCCUGUUCAGUCAUCUCUUUUUAUUCACUUCCAUAACAGUAUAUCUUUUCUUCAUCACACCCCCUGAUGGAUGUAUCAUUGUGUAUGUGCCUGUUAUGAAAGAAGAGCAACUGGUGAAAAACCAGGGGGUGCCCAGAACUGUGAAGACAACACAGGUCAGGACAUCCUUUUUGCUCAGAAUAGAGCGCUGGCAUCAAUUGUUAAACAGAUAAGGAUCACAGCCAAGCAGAUUUCAUGUCUGUCAUGCAGCCCGUGAGUCCAUCUGGCAGCCUCGCCCCUCCCUUUGUCAAACUGAGACCCCAGACAGAAGCAGAGGGAGCUGUGCGGGACUUUGUCUCCAAAGGAUUUGGCUUUAAGUACAAGAUGUGUGCUGUCCAUCACUGCUCUGUCUGUCCGUUAUCUCAGGAAAUACUGUGUGGUUGUGGCAGGUUGAACACCUUGGAGGUCCUCUCCUUGUUUUUUGGCUCAGACAGGAAAUGGACCAGUGAUAAAAGUAAACCUGAUGAAAAUGAUUUGAGGAGAGAGAGAGAGAGAGAAAAAAGCCAUUACUGCUUUUAGUAAGAGCUGUGAGUGUUUGCUUGAGAACCACCCUGUGUGACGUUCUUCAGAGGGCUGGCUUAGUUAAGCACUAAAUGGUAUCAAUGCAUCUGAUAUUCUGUUGGAUAACACUUCAUGUAUAUCCACCUGAGCAGAUGUAAAAGAAAGCCAUCAAAGUAGGUCUUUCAUUUUUAUAUUCUAAUGUGAAAAAUGUCCAAAUCUGUUCAUUUAAAAUGUAAAUCUGUAGAUAAAAAUACAACAAAAUGAGGACAAAAUAUGUGAAAAGACACGAAAAACAGAAUUCAAAGCAUUAUUUUACUAAAGACUAACUUGAGAGUAAUGCUCAUACGUCAGGCAAAGGUCACGUGAUUCAGUUUACCUUUGUAUAUUCAGGUGUAACUGGUUUAGCUGUUAUGAGUAAGUGAAUCUAUUAAAUAUUCAGUUUUGUAAAGUGAAGUAGAAUAAGUAUGUUUAGGAGAAAAAAAAAUCUAUUCCAUGUAUGGAUGGCUGCUGUACUUAUGUGCUUAUGUUUGUUUAAGGCUUACUAUUUAUGAAAGCACCUUCUCUAUUUCCAUUAAUAAAGUAAAUGAACAUGUGAGUAUGGACGGCUAGAAAGAUUGAUGAUAUGAAAAAGAAAAGAAAAUGAGUUUUUCACCCUUUUAGAAAAUGUUCAAGACCAAACUCACCACUAUUGUAAAGGUAUUUUCAGUGCCUUUGCUCUUUUUAUGAUUGACUGUAUUUCUUGCCUUUAACUGUUGUGAUGAAAAAAAAGAAAGUAUUUUUAAUUUACCCCUAAAACAUACUGUAUAUAGACUAAUAAACAAAUCAGGGUUA
This is a messenger RNA of Melanotaenia boesemani (Boeseman's rainbowfish), 3351 nucleotides long. RefSeq names its product voltage-dependent calcium channel gamma-4 subunit-like. Gene Ontology annotation, cellular component: postsynaptic density membrane; AMPA glutamate receptor complex; voltage-gated calcium channel complex. Gene Ontology annotation, biological process: neurotransmitter receptor transport, postsynaptic endosome to lysosome; transmission of nerve impulse; postsynaptic neurotransmitter receptor diffusion trapping. The transcript has 4 exons. The record is from RefSeq and is a predicted model, not a curated record. Bases 268 to 1242 code for a protein of 324 amino acids. NCBI's taxonomy places the organism in Eukaryota, Metazoa, Chordata, Actinopteri, Atheriniformes, Melanotaeniidae. Gene Ontology annotation, molecular function: channel regulator activity; voltage-gated calcium channel activity.